Penicillium riverlandense is the source of this 3345-nucleotide messenger RNA. RefSeq names its product cation-translocating P-type ATPase. Gene Ontology annotation, molecular function: ATP hydrolysis activity; P-type sodium:potassium-exchanging transporter activity; ATP binding. Gene Ontology annotation, cellular component: membrane. The record is from RefSeq and is a predicted model, not a curated record. The transcript has a single exon. NCBI's taxonomy places the organism in Eukaryota, Fungi, Ascomycota, Eurotiomycetes, Eurotiales, Aspergillaceae. The coding region runs from base 1 to 3345 and encodes 1114 amino acids. Gene Ontology annotation, biological process: intracellular potassium ion homeostasis; potassium ion import across plasma membrane; sodium ion export across plasma membrane.
AUGGACCCCAAGAGCAUUGAAAGCAAGUCGGACCACGAGGUGGAGGAGUCUGAGAGUGAGCAUCUCAAGGACAAUACCGAUCGGACUGGGCGCGCCAUGCGCAUUACCUGGGAGGAGGAGUCCGCCGCUGCCGAGGGCAUGCGCUCCAUCUACUCGCCGCCUACCUUUGAGCGUUCUCGUUCGUUUGGGCGCACGCGUUCAAUGAGCCGCGAUAGCAACCGCAGCGGCUUCCAGAAUGCCGCGGCCGCCAAUGCUGGCAUCCCCAUCGAGUUUCGCACCCUCUCCAUCCAGGUCACCGAGUCCCAGACCAUUCCCAAGGAGGUGGCCACCGAAGCUCCGAAGAAAGAGAAGCAGCCCAAUGCCGACUACUUCGAGAGCCUCGACUUCCACAACCGGACAUCCGAGAAGCUCCUGCAGGAGUUCAACGUCGACCAGCGGACGGGGCUGAGCGACUCUGCCGCUGCUCUGCGCCUCCAACGCGAUGGCAGAAACGUCAUCAGCCACCACCGCGAGAACUACCUGAAAAAGAUCUUUUGGUAUGUCUUUGGUGGUUUCUGCUCCGUCCUGUGGGUAGGCGUCGUCAUUUUCUUCGUCUGCUGGAAACCUCUCAGCAACCCGCCCUCGCCCACCAACCUCGCCAUGGCCAUUCUGGUCAUUAUCGUCAUCACACUGCAGGCGAGCUUCUCUGCUUUCCAGGAUUGGUCGACCAAGCGCGUCAUGAACUCCAUUCUAGACUUGCUCCCCUCCGAAGCUCUGGUCUGGCGGGAAGGAAAGCAGAUCCGCCUUCCGGCGACGGAGCUUGUUGCCGGUGAUAUUGUUCAGAUCGUGGUUGGAAACAAGGUCCCAGCAGACAUGCGUCUGCUCCAGACCUCGGGCGACGUCCGCUUUGACCGCGCCAUUCUGACGGGCGAAGCGGAAGAGAUCGAGGGUGCUACCGAAAGCACCGAUGCCAACUUCCUCGAGACCCGCAACAUUGCCCUGAUGGGAACGCUCGUGACAAACGGCAACGCCAUCGGUGUCGUCGUUCUCACUGGAGGUAGCUCUGUCAUGGGACGUAUUGCCAAGAUCACAUCCGGAGUGAAGCCGAAAACGACUCUGAUCCAGAAGGAGAUCAAUCGUUUUGUGGCCAUCAUUAUCUGUCUCACGAUUGUCCUGGCCUUGACUAUCCUCCUUACCUGGGUGGGUUGGCUCCGCGUGGACCAUCCAACCUACAUGAGUGUGGUCGCCAUGCUGAACAACGUCAUGGGCUGUGUCGUCGCCUUCAUUCCCGAGGGAAUGCCUGUCGGUGUCGCGCUGACCCUUAUGAUGGUCGCUCGGCGCAUGAAGCAGUGCAACAUUCUGCCCAAGGGACUGUCCACCGUCGAGACGCUCGGUUGCGUUAACGUCAUUUGCUCUGACAAAACCGGAACCUUGACCCAAAACCGCAUGCAUGUCAAGUCGCUCGGCGCCGUGGACCAGGAGUACAACCUGGAAGACCUAUGCCCCGGCGAAUUCGGCACGACCGACGUCCCCGAAGGGCUCUGGAACCUGUUGCGCGCCUCGGUCCUCUGCAACGACGCUUUCUUCGACCCUGCCACAUUGAAUCUGCCAGUUCAUGACCGCACAGUGAACGGCAAUGCCACCGAUGCUGCCGUGCUGCGACUGGCUGACAGUGUAGGCGCCGCCUCGACCAAGAAUCUCGCACCCUACGAGCGUAUCCACCAGAUUCCGUUCAACUCGAAGAACAAAUGGAUGCUCACCAUGCACCAUGACCCCAAUUCGUCCAAGGGGUACCAGAUCUACGUCAAGGGUGCGCCCGAUGUGCUCCUGGACCGUUGCUCGGGCUACUGGUCUGCUGUCCACAACGAGAUCCGCCCGCUGGACGAAGAGGCCCGCCGGAAGUUCUCCGCGUUCCAGGCCAAGCUCUCCCGUCGUGCAGAGCGUGUCAUCGUACUUUGCCAGCGCCACUACGAGCCCAAGGCCGCGCCUGGCUCCAAUGACUUCAGUGACGAGAUCAUGGCCUCUGGCGUGCAGGACCUGACUGUUCUAGGUAUCUUCGGUAUCAUCGAUCCCCCUCGCGCGGAGACUGCUGAUACGGUGGCUGCGUGCCGGCGUGCGGGUAUUCGGUUCUUCAUGGUUACUGGUGAUUUCGGUCUUACUGCGUCGGCGAUUGCUCGUGAUAUUGGCAUCUAUGACGGAGCGGCUGAGCCCGACACCAUCGACGAUGUGCGGGCAUGCUCUUCUGAUGCAGCGAAAGAAAAGCUGCUGGAGGAAAAGACCCUUCGCUCGCGUCACAGCCUGCUGCUUGAAGGAUCUACUCUCUCCUCGUUGACAUCGGAGGCGUGGGAGAAUGUCUGCGGAUAUGACGAGAUUGUUUUCGCACGAACUAGUCCAGAACAGAAACUGAGGAUCGUGUCUGAGCUCCAAAGCCGUGGCAACUUUGUCGCUGUGACGGGUGAUGGCGUGAACGACGCCCCUGCGCUGCGGGCAGCGGAUGUGGGCAUUGCCAUCGGUGGCGGCAGCGACGUCGCCAUCGAGGCCGCUGACCUGGUGCUACUGGACCGAUUCGAUUCGAUUGUCGAAGCCAUCCGCCUCGGCAGGCUGGUCUUCCAAAACCUACAGAAGGUCAUCGCCUACCUGUUGCCAGCCGGUAGUUGGUCCGAGAUCUGGCCUGUGAUCCUGAAUGUCUUCUUCGGUGUUCCGCUACCACUCAGCUCAUUCCUCAUGAUCAUCAUCUGCGUGUUCACGGAUCUCUUCUUGUCCCUGUCCCUGAUCAUGGAAAAAGAAGAAUACGACCUCCUUAGCCUGCCACCACGCCGCCCUCGCAAAGACCACCUAAUCAACCUUCGCAUCUAUGCCCAGGCCUACGGCUUCAUCGGCGUCAUGGAAACAAUCUGCGCCCACUCCAUGUUCUUCCUCUACAUGUACCGCAAAGCCGGCAUCCCGAUCUCUUCCCUCUUCUUCGCCUUCCAGAGCUACUCCGCCGGCUUCUACGGCUACACCGAGGACCAGCUCACGCACUUCAACAACACGGGCCAGUGCGUAUACUUCGUGACGCUUGUCAUCCUGCAAUGGGGCAACAUCCUCUCCGUCCGCAGCAAGCGCAUGUCUCUCUUACAAGCCGACCCUAUCCGUCCUGCACGCCGCAACCCAUGGCUUCCCCUCGCCAUGCUCAUUUCCCUCUGCAUCGCCAUCUUCGUCACGGAAGUCCCCGGCCUGCAGAAGCUCUUCGGAACCGCCUCCGUUCCUAUUGAGUUCUGGCUCAUCCCGCUCGGUCUGGCACUGGGUAUUCUUUGUAUGGAUGAGCUGCGCAAGGUGGUCGUUCGUCUGUUUCCUAAGGGCCCUAUUGCUUACAUCUCGUGGUAA